CCACCACAAGUCGCCCGGAUCGACUUCCCCGCAGCUUUGUGGAGCCGCCGGCGCCAUGGAAUGAGUCUCGGCCCAGACCGUUGCGGGGAUAGUUGAGUACCAGGUCAUCAUCUUCGCUCUCGUCCUCGCUGUCUGCUUGGUUUUAGGGCACGGGACAAGGCUGCUGCCAUUUCUCUUGGAGCGGAUCUGCAGCACGGCGGUGAUGAGCUGCUGGAGCCUGGAGCAAGGGACCGCACCACCCCCGCUGCGUUUGGAGCUGUGCAUGCCGAGUUGCAUCAUGGGAGUUGGAGUUCAUCGUCGACAUGAUUUUUCAAGACAUUGGAAGUGAGGUGUGUUUAUAAUGGACAAACGCUACACUCCGUUGAUGUUAUUUUAUAACAACACUCUCCUUAAGUAAUGGCCUAAAAGACUAGUUAGUCAUGAUCCAGAUUCUUAUUCAAUUAUAUUCGUAAAUAAUUUAAAUUUAGGGGUAGAAAUGAACAAUCUUUCUGACUAAAGAUGUAGCCAAUUUCAGCGGAGGUAGUCAUCAGCAGAGUAAUAAAUAGUGUGUCGUAGAUUUAUUACAUUAUUAUAUAUCGUUUUUAUCAUUAUCAUAGUUUAGGAGUACAGAAUGGUAUAUUGAUUGUAUGCUUUAAAUUUGAGUUUCCAGGGUAUGUUUUAUAUGUUAGAAGAUUUUCUUUAACCGUGUGGGGGAGCAGGGAAGAUCCAUGUCCUGCGAGGCAUCAAGCAAAGUAGGCAAGUCACCUCAACGGGCGGACCUUUCCCCUUUCAAAAAUUCAUCUCGCAAAUUGUACGAGGACACGGGCGUCACCCCGCGUCGUUAUUUUCCUUACUCAUCAGUUUAAGGCAUAACCAAUAGAUGGUCGUCAGCUUGUGUAUAUACACAGUGACUAUAUAUGUACAGUCAAAGUUGUAAGAAUGGCAACAUAGCUUACUGAAUUAAACUGUUCAGAAAAUAUUUUUUAAUAUGUAAUGUUAAAUAUAACAGUCGAUAUCAUUAUUGGUUUUAAUCACAGCAUCUUUACAGUUAUUUAUGUUAUUAGUGUCGCCAGUUUAUGCGAAAUUAAUGCUUGUGAUAUGCGCAAAGGCUCAUGGGGAACAGGACUGACCCACGAUUCAAGAACAACCGAUUGUAGAUUGGCAAAAUGGCGGACGUGUCUUUGGAUGAAGUGAUACGACAACGCGGAAUAAACGUUAAGGUGCCGGUUAAACGAACAAUGUUUGGACGGGGUGCAGGAGGGGUUGGCCGGACUUUUGAUGCCCGUCAAAGGAUUGGCGUGACUGAUGCUCGGCAACGACUAGGAGGAGGACCGGGAUUUCCAUUGAAAGAUGCCAGAGAAAAGCUGGUUCAGAAAGAUGCUCGCUUUAAAAUCCGUGGCAGAGGUGGAGCGACAGCAGGAGUGCAGGAUGCCCGUCAGAUGAUCAACUCGCGCAAACAGCAGCAGAAUGUGUUCACUGUGCCUGUACAGGCCAUCCAAAAGACAGCGGCGACACACCAACUGCAGAGCCACACACUCGUGCCACAGAUGAAGAUCCAAGCCAACAACCACUUUGCAGGUGUGAACACAAGGCUGUUUGGCCCAAACGUGCACGGACUGAGUGGGAGGGAUGGCGCCAUCGGCCAUCUUAACAAGGGAAUGACAGAUGCUCGUGAUAGGUUGAGCCUUAAGAGGAGCAUGAGUAGUGGGCCGCAAACCCUGGCAUCUGCUCUACUGCCUCUAAAAAUAACCAAGACCAUCCAGCAGCGCCCAGUUGGAGUUCUUGGUGGAAUGCGUCUUCACUCACAGCCGGACUCAAAUGAUCACGAUGGCCCUCCAAAUAAACAAAUCAAAAUUACUACUUCCAACAAUUUGCUACAGUCACGGGAUGGCCCAGUUGGCUCCCCAUUUUCCAUGUCAGCCCCAAUAACCAAGGUGGUUAAAAAUGAUGCUUACUCAGCCCCUCGCCCUCCUGUCCCCAUUGCCCCCACCCGGCCCACCGCUAGUACAACAACCCCUCGGCCUCCCGCUGCAGCCUUGAAGCCUGUUUCGAGGACUCUCCAGCACAGCCCGGCUCAACACAGCUCAGCGCCUCCACCCCCUCAGCCUAUUUUCAGCCCUUUGGAAGGAACCAAAAUAACAGUGAAUAACUUACAUCCCCGAGUCAGUGAGGAAGACAUCGUGGAGCUGUUCUGCGUGUGCGGUGCCUUGAAGCGAGCACGCCUGGUGAAGGUAGGCGUCGCUGAAGUAGUGUUUGUCCGCAAAGAGGAUGCUGUUAGCGCGUAUAGAAAGUACAACAACCGCUGCCUGGACGGUCAGCCCAUGAAGUGUAAUAUUCACAUUCAGGGAAAUGUCAUCACUUCUGAUCAGCCCAUUCUCUUGCGACUGAGUGACACCCCGGGCGCUGGCAGUGUGGCCAAGAAAGAUGGUCUCCCUCCCGCCUUGUCUCGUUCUGCAAGCCAGAGAACGUCCCAGCCAACUCCUGAGGUGGACCCCCAGACAAUCCUGAAAGCUCUCUUUAAGUCCACUGCGCAGUCCUCCUCAACCACCGAGCCCCCCAGCUCACAGGCCACUGCCUUCCGCAUCAAAAUAUAGGUUGUCGCCCAAACCUGUUUCUGAACAUAUUGAUGCAUUCUCAGUGGGGUUCAUCUGGACAGCAAGACACACACCACAUGUAGAAAAGCAAUUUGACACAUUCAACACUCAGAACUACUCAGUUGUAUUCAGCAUCCUGUAUUUUAUCGGUCUGCUGGUAGUCCCUGUUCUGCUAAGAUGGAAUAGUUGGACAAGUGAAUUUUCCCCAAAGCCAACUAAUUUGGUGUGUGGUGUAAUAUUAAAAAUUAGCACCAAUUUGCUUACUUCACCCAUACCCAUUCAUGAUUCCUAUAACAGUAUUGUUUUUGAGCUGUACCUGUGUGCUCAGUUCAUUCAGUUUCAGUUCACAAGAGAAAAUAGACAAUAAUCCAAACUCAUGUUAUUACACGGGACGCAUAGGUUGCCUUCCUUGCUGUAUGUAUACCUGAUAAAAGGAGUCUUUUACACGGUUAAAUAAAAAAUAACCAGCGUGGUGGUCCAAUUCCAAAGUUUACUUUGUACGUAAACUAGUUUCACCCAGUCAGAUUUUGUUGUUGUUGUUGAUUGUGUGACAUUCAUCAUUUUGAUGAUUGGCUUUAAUUUUUUGUUCCCUCCCGUAGUACACAUAUUUUGUACUGUAAAUCACUUUGAAUUUUUUGAUUUGCCAGUUAGAAAAAUAUUAGAGAACUCAUAAACUGUCCUAUAAUGUCAUUAAAGAGCUAGCUUUGUAAAAA
Molecule: messenger RNA, 3286 nt
Organism: Syngnathus typhle (broad-nosed pipefish)
Lineage: Eukaryota; Metazoa; Chordata; Actinopteri; Syngnathiformes; Syngnathidae
Gene: poldip3
Product: polymerase (DNA-directed), delta interacting protein 3
Exons: 12
Coding region: 1146-2573 (475 amino acids)
Biological process (GO): mRNA export from nucleus
Cellular component (GO): nucleus
Molecular function (GO): mRNA binding
Source: RefSeq, a predicted model, not a curated record